This is a messenger RNA of Sycon ciliatum, 384 nucleotides long. RefSeq lists its product as uncharacterized. The record is from RefSeq and is a predicted model, not a curated record. NCBI's taxonomy places the organism in Eukaryota, Metazoa, Porifera, Calcarea, Leucosolenida, Sycettidae. The transcript has a single exon. The coding region runs from base 1 to 384 and encodes 127 amino acids.
AUGGCAACGGCGUCGCGACUUAUGGCAAGGCUCGACCGCAACGGCCGGCGUGUGCUGCAUGACGUUGUCCUUCUGCGCGAGUACGGUGAGCUGGGCGCAAUCGAGCUUGAGCCGGACAGGUCGACGGCGGUGUACUACAUGCCGCAUCAUGCAGUAUUCAAGGCCGAAUCCACGACGACGAAGACGCUCGUCGUUUUCAAUGCGUCCGCGUCACAGGCCGGCUGUGAGUCGUUGAACGCUCUGCUGGACCCGGGCCAGUUGUUACGACCGAGCUUGGCAGGCUUGCUGAUUCGGUUCCGGGAACAGCCGGUUGCCGUGCAAGCCGACAUCAGGAAGGCCUUCUUUAUGAUCGGUAUAAAGGAGGCCGACCGGCGCUAUCUCUGA